Oikopleura dioica is the source of this 201-nucleotide messenger RNA. The record is from the annotation of a GenBank genome assembly. NCBI's taxonomy places the organism in Eukaryota, Metazoa, Chordata, Appendicularia, Copelata, Oikopleuridae.
AUGGACCAAGAAGAAGAGCCAGUAAUCACAAAAGCAAUGGUCGAAGAUAUGCAGUAUCACAGGGACAUCGAGCGGACCCUCUUUUCUGUCGCCGCAGAAGACCUCGUUGCCUUCGUUCAAGCUCAAUAUCAUCAAGAUUUUCUGAUGCAUCAAGAAGGCCCGAAUCCUUUCCGCCGCGAAUCUUCCUGUGUCAUAAGCUAA